Bolinopsis microptera is the source of this 920-nucleotide messenger RNA. RefSeq names its product tRNA-specific adenosine deaminase 2-like. NCBI's taxonomy places the organism in Eukaryota, Metazoa, Ctenophora, Tentaculata, Lobata, Bolinopsidae. Gene Ontology annotation, cellular component: cytoplasm; nucleus. The coding region runs from base 1 to 585 and encodes 194 amino acids. The transcript has a single exon. Gene Ontology annotation, biological process: tRNA wobble adenosine to inosine editing. The record is from RefSeq and is a predicted model, not a curated record. Gene Ontology annotation, molecular function: tRNA-specific adenosine-34 deaminase activity.
AUGGAUAAAGAUACACCAUGGAUGGAAGAAGCAUUUGCCAUGGCAGAAGAGGCAUUGCAAGAAGAAGAGGUACCUGUUGGGUGUGUGUUUGUAAAAAGUGAUACCAUCAUUUCCCGGGGAAGAAAUGAAGUCAACGAAACCAAGAACGCCACUAAGCAUGCUGAAAUGGUAGCAUUAGCACAGCUCAGGAGAUCAGUUCAACAGAACUGCAAAGUAUGUACCAAGACUGACCAAAAUAUUAUACAAUUUGAAGAGAAAUCUCCUGUAACAACAUGUAGUUGUGAGGAUACAUUCAGACGAGAAGUAGCAGACUGCACAGUGUAUGUAACUUGUGAACCAUGCAUCAUGUGCGCGGCCGCACUGAGAAUGUGUGGUAUUUGUAAUGUUGUGUUUGGGUGCUGUAAUGACAGAUUUGGUGGCAAUGGAUCAGUUUUAUCAGUACAUAACAGCUACUCUUCUCUUAUGAAGGCUUAUCAGGUGGAAUCUGGUGCCCAAGCGGAGAGGGCCAUGUCUUUGCUCACACAGUUUUAUAAGAACGAGAACAAAAAUGCUCCAGAACACAAACGAAAAUUUAAGCCAUCUUGAGUUUAACGUUUAAUGAAUAAUAAUUAUUUAUUGUGCUUUUAUUUCAAUUUUUUUCAAUCUGACACAGAUCAGCUAUUAAACAAUAAGCUUUCAGUAGCCAGUAGCCACCAGUAAAAUCCCCAGUUCACUAUCACAACAAAUGUUACUCACUCUUGAACAUACCAGUAUAAUAAGAGUCUAUAAUUUAAGUACAUGUGGUACUCAUUACUCGAGGCAUUUUUAAAUUUUAUUAUUUGAUAUCGAACUUUAGAACACUUAUUGAUGGGCUGCGUUGUUUUGACUGCUUUUAAUUUUGUAUGAUUCUUUUAACUUAUUCAUUAAAUUUAAAUUUAAAA